Molecule: messenger RNA, 2137 nt
Organism: Armigeres subalbatus
Lineage: Eukaryota; Metazoa; Arthropoda; Insecta; Diptera; Culicidae
Product: nose resistant to fluoxetine protein 6-like
Exons: 4
Coding region: 141-2120 (659 amino acids)
Molecular function (GO): acyltransferase activity, transferring groups other than amino-acyl groups
Source: RefSeq, a predicted model, not a curated record
UCUUAUCAGUAAGUGUCCACCUGGAAAAACGGGGGUUGAUCGAUUUCCUUAAAUCCACACAGCAAUGGUUCGUGAAGCAUUAGUGAUUUCAUGACCUUACCGCCGUGCAGAGGCUCGUGAGUAAACACAGUUCCCACAAAAUGUGGUCAACUUGGCUGCUUCCAUUGACCCUGCUCAGCAGUGGUAGCAUACCGGAGGAGAAGAUCAAGCAUCAGCCGAAGAGUGGAAAUGUCAGCAGAGAGCUGCAUCGCAACGUGGAAUUCACUAUCGAGGAAGUCCUGCUCUUGAACCGUAAUUUCGUGGACUAUCUGGCGGUGAUUGAUGGCCAGGCUAUUCAGGAUGUACUGGAUCGACAAUGUGCAAACAAAAUGCGACAACUUGCUGUAGCGUAUUUGGAAAGACAAUGGAUAGGAUUGGAGUGGUUCGACUCUUGGGGAAAGUUGCCGUCAGGAAUGUAUCAUGGAAAUGGCUUCGCACUGGGAAACGUUGAUCAGUGCCGGGCGAUCGAGCACACUCGGAUGCAACAUUGUACCUUUGUUGGAGCGUUUCCGAGCAAUAUGGCACCAAUGCUAUCCGGAUUGUGUAUUCCCCACUCUUGUAAUCCAGAUUUUGCGCAACAGCUGUACGGAGAAUAUUUGAGUACCCAAGGUGUCUUUUUGGUUCAGAUGUUCCAACAAGAUUUACUCUGCAUUAGAGAUGAAGUGGUUUAUUUCGAUGGGGCGAUGAUUACAGCGACUGUGGUAAGUGCCACGAUUGCGCUUUUCGUUCUGUGUAGUACCGUCUAUGAACUGAGCAUACUAGCGCUAAAACGUAAAAUCGAUCCUUUGUUCAGCUCAUUUUCUUUGCUAGCAAAUGUGAGAAGCAUUCUGCAUUUGGUACCGCGAGUCAAAAACGCCCAAUCGAGUAUGAUCGAUUGCGCACACGGCAUCCGAUCUUUGUCCAUGAUCUGGAUCAUUGUACUUCACGUUCAUGGUAUGUUAAACAACGUUCCCUGGGAGAAUAAUCCGGCACGCGAAGAGUAUCUUCGGAGUUUCGUAGCGUCUGUAUUGCACUAUAGCGGAAUGCUGGCGGUUGAUACCUUCUUCGUUCUCAGUGGAAUGCUAGUGGCUAUGAGCAUGCUACGAGAACUGGACAAAAAAGGUAAAAUAAACCCUCUGAUGCUGUACUUGCACAGAUACAUCCGAAUUACGGCACCGCUGGCUGCUCUGAUACUGUUCGUAGUCUCAUUCGCGGCCUACAUGGGAGAAGGCGUUUUCUGGAAAACCAAUAUUGAGUUUCUAAAACAAGGAUGUAUAGCCAACUGGUGGUCUGCCCUUCUACACAUCCAGAACUACGUUGACCCACAGAACAUGUGUCUCCCAUGGACUUGGUACCUCUCCGUUGACAUGCAGCUGUACAUCAUUUCCCCGGCCUUGAUCUACCCAUUGUGGCGAUACGGAAAGCGGGUUCUCUUCGCAAUCGGAGGCCUUGCCGUUCUGUCGAUGGCAUGCGUACUAACCACCUUUCUGAUCAACGAGUUCCGGUUGAGUUUAUUCGCACCGGUCAUCGAUGUCCGGAUGUACACGCUGACAUACUACGCCACGCAUGCCAGAAUGGCCGUUUGGUUGUGGGGACUAGCCUUUGGCUAUCUUCUGCACAAAACCAAAGAAACUGGAGUGAAUCUUCCGAAGCGGUACUGGAUCGCUGGAUGGGUAGCAUGCUUUGUACUGCUCGGGUUGAUCAUCUUCUCCAACUACCAGUUUCACUCGACCGAUGUCGACGACUUCUCUUUCGUGAUUGAUGCCUUUUACGAACCACUGUCCCGAUCUGUGUUUGGCUUGUGCGUCAUGUGGAUAAUAUUGGCUUGUGUGAAUGGCAAAGGUGGUCUGCUGGAUGAGUUUUUGGGAGCUUCCAUAUGGCAACCACUGUCGCGGUUAUCGUUUAAUAUGUAUUUGCUGCAUAUUUUGCUACUGGUAAUGGCAUCGGUGGCACCAUCCAAAACAAGCAGCUAUUUCAGCGUGAUCGAUACGUUUUAUCGGAUCUGGGGUGCUAUCGGUUUGACAACUAGCGUAACACUGCUAUGGAGUGCUAUCUUCGAAGUGCCAUUCGGAACACUUGAUAAAUUGCUUCUGAGGAGCUGAGUAGUGAGCAUUGCAAU